Uloborus diversus is the source of this 7817-nucleotide messenger RNA. RefSeq lists its product as uncharacterized. Gene Ontology annotation, cellular component: nucleus. Bases 164 to 2530 code for a protein of 788 amino acids. The record is from RefSeq and is a predicted model, not a curated record. Gene Ontology annotation, biological process: regulation of DNA-templated transcription; anatomical structure development. The transcript has 4 exons. NCBI's taxonomy places the organism in Eukaryota, Metazoa, Arthropoda, Arachnida, Araneae, Uloboridae. Gene Ontology annotation, molecular function: RNA binding; protein binding.
GCCCAGAGGAUGGAACGGCGGCAAAAAGCCUUUAAAUGGUUUAAAAACCUUUGCAUUGCACUUUAAAAAGUUCGUGGAAAAUUUCGGAUUGAUCUGAUUCCGGCGCACGUGCGUUAAACAUGUUGCUGUCAUGUUGGAAAAAAUCGCGUAAACUCGGAGUAAUAUGCGGUACAUGGACGCUGCAAACACGAUGGUGCCUGUUCCGGCUUGUUCCAGCGUUUCUGUAAGCAACGAUGCGUCUUGUGGAAAACCUAUGCUAUCCUUGGCCUUACCAUCUUUUGAUGCAAUUGCGAAGAAAAAGAAUGACUUUUCUGUUUUUGGCAAUGGUUUGCUAAAUUCCUCCUAUAGUGUAUUUAAACCUUGGUCAACUGCAGGGAAGAAACAUAACUCUACGCAAAAUGUUGGUGAACGUGACAAAUCAAGCCUCGGUGUCUCAGAAUCGGCCAUCACGUUUUGUCCGAGUGAACGGAACCUUUCUUCUAAACAACAUUCUUUCAUAAAUGAGAGGAAUAAAAAUGAUUGGAGUGAAAAUGAUUUGGGCGUCACUGACUACAAAGAUGUACUUCCUCCAAUGCACUUUCCUGGCAUUUUAUCGGGGUUGCCGAUGAAUGGUGCUGAAAAGCUUAACAUGACUGGUAGUACUAAUCCACGGGCAGAGCAUUUGAGCUGGCUCUCAGAAGUAGCUUCUGCAGCAUCGAAAGGAACGCUGAACAGACAUGUGUCAUCUCCGGAACAAAGCCAGGCAGCAAUUUCCAGUGCUCCAACGCUGCAUAGUGUUGCUGAAAAUACAUCUCAGAUAUUGCUUCCAAAUGCGGGAUCACUCUUUUCCCCUCAGGUUGUUAUUGCUAGACCUGCAAAUUCGAAUAAUGUGAAGAUGUUUACCCCACCUUUUCAGAUUGAGCGUACACGCCAUGUUCAACAUUCAUCCAUUCCAGUUGCUGGUACUACUACAGCAUUGUAUUACACUCAAGCCCCUCGAAAUUCAGUCUAUCCAAGUUUUUUUCAAGCCACAUAUUCAUCACCAUCUUCAUAUUCAGCCCCUGCUACUCAGUCGGUUGCUACAAAUGUUCCAAUCAAUAAUGAGCCAACAAGAACUUAUCUUCAGGUUGACAACUAUUCAAAUCUUCCUAUUGUUCACAGUGUUGGCUCAACAACUCAGCUUCCAUGUUCUCCUGGAUAUUUGCAGUCCCCUCAUUCAACUGCAAGUCCAACGAACUUGACCGUACCAUCACCACAUAAUAGGUUGUUUCAGCAAGGGAGGAGUAUUCUUAUUAGUCGUUCUCCUGAGGUAAUGAUUACCCAGCAGUCACUCGAAAGAGAACCUUGUCAUGUACGAAUACAACUAUCUCCUACCGUACCACUGUUGCAGGAGGAUCCAUCUCGAAGAAAAUCCUAUACUUCGAUAGAUUCUGUGAUGGGAUCUUCCAGUUGUAGCCCAGUAAUUGAAACUGGGGGAAAUGUCUCCCAUGCUUCAGAUUUUGCUGUCUCUAAAGAAUAUGUUAACCAGCAAACUACACCCUCUUCUAACACAAGCUAUAGGUUACCGACUGGUAAAGAAGGUAGCCUGAAGCAUCGAAUUUUACGGCCACCAAGUAUUAAUAUUGUUGAUCCACCUCAGUCAAUUGUAGCAGAUGCACCACUUUCUGCUCCACCAAUUCGAACUCACCGUGAGCCCUCUCCGAAGCAAGCUAGAUCAAUACCGUCUUCAGGUUAUCGAUCUUUUUCAAGCUCUGCAUCGUCGAUAACAGAAGUAUCUACAAGAAUUCCAUCUGUAAGCGCAAGUCCUUGUGGAACAUUUCUUAAUCACCGUUCUUCUCUUUCAUCUGGUUCUCCUUCACCAGCUGCUCCAAUUUCCCCUGGUGCAACUGCACAACUAAAAUACCCACAGUCAUUCAUGAAAGGUGCCAUUAUUCAACUAGCAAAUAAUCAAUUUAAGGAAGUGGAAAAUAUGACAACGGAAGACUUUAUCGAAUGUGGAUUGUUAAGCCCCACCUUGAGGAUAGAUUCUAGUACUGUUGUGAACAUUGAAAAAACUCCAUCCACUGGUUCUGCAAAGUUAGGAUUUCAUGUAGGGCAAGACAAUAUUCCAAUAACUGUUGAAGCACCCUUAGAGCAUCCUUUCUUUGUAUACAAGCAAGGCUGGUCCUCUUGUUCUCCUGAGCGCUCUUCCCAACGUUAUGGACUCAACUGUCACAAACUGAAAGUGGGCGACGUAUGCAUUUCCCUAACAGACAAACCACAAAGUGUUAAAAGUAAUGGACAAAAGGAGUCAAAUUUCACUGUGCCAACUAAAAAUGUUAGCUCUCCAAUGACUGAUAAAAGUAAAGCUUCUGUAAAUAUUUCUUCUGAGACCAAAGAGAUGACAUCUCAUGCUUUUCGUUUGCCAGUUAGUAUUGGUUUAGAAAAACUUACCACUUCAAGUACAGAAAAGUCUAUUAAUAAACCAGAAACAAAGGAAUCCCCAAAGAAGAGGAAAAGACGCUGGUCUGCACCAGAUAACCUUAGUCAAAAUGAUGAUAUAAAUUCUUGAAAAAGAAAAAAGCCUUUUUUUUCUUCUUCUAAAUAUCUGCUACUUUUAGUACGCUAUGCUUAAGCAUAGUUAUUUUAGAGAUGGGUGGAUGAGUUUUGCUGAAAAAGUGGAGGUUGUUAUCUUGUUUGGAAUAUUUAAAGCUUAAUGUAGUCACUUAAGACAGUAUACAUGGUGCAAUCCAAAAGUAAUGAGCCUUUGUUUAAAAAAAGAGAUUUAUUGAGCUGAUCGGUACAACUGCCUAAUAGUCUUAAAAAUAGGCACCUCCUGGCAACAAUGUUCUUCUGUAGGCGGCUUUUCCAGGACUCGAAGGCACCCUUUACGUCCUGUUUCGAGGGGUCUGCAAGGGCUGCCUUGACAUGUGCUUGGAUGUCCUCGAUGGAAUCGAAACGUUUCCUUGUCAGCGCUGAUUUUAAUAGUGGAAACAAUAAGUCAGGAGGCCACAAGCCCUGACUGUAGAAAGGCUGGGGCAACACGGGAGCGUUGACUCUGUCAGUUCAAUCUCUCCGUUAAUUCAAUUCUCAGUCAGAACUCUCGGCACAAGUGUCGCGCAGACUUUCCCCAUGUGCAACUUCUGCUUAGCAAUGCGUUCCACCGUUGUUUCUGAUAAAUCCAGGGCUUUUGGUAAUUGAUAGAGACUCAAACACCAGUCCAUGUUCAAAAAUUCACACACUCGUUGCUUAUUUAUGCCAGUACGAGCCCAGAACGGGCGUCCAGACUGGAGUUCGUCAGUCACCACUUCCUGUCCUUACGAAAGGCCUCGUGCCAUUUUUCUGCUUGCGAAUAGGACAAACACUCAGUCCCAAGAACCUGUUGAAGCAUUGCAAAAGUUUGGGAAGAAUACCGUAAGCAUAAUUUAAUCUCUUUGCGUUGCUCUUACUACAUUUUCAUAUCACUGUGUAGCGAAUCACCUUAUAGGGGUCACUGUUAGGGUUGAUGGUGCCACUCCGAAAGCUGGGAGGCAACUGACCUGCAUUGUGCUGUAAAGCCAACAACCCUCUCCUCCGUCGCUGUCAAGCGGAGCGAGCUGCAGGGUGUGCAUGGAUCAGUAUAAAAUGAGGCUCAUUACUUGUAGAUCAUACCAUGUAUGUCAAGUAGAACAUUAAAACAAAGGGUGUAUAAAUUAAGAGAUUGUUUAUGUAAAGAAUCGAUGUGAAAUGAGUAAAUUCUGACCUUUUCUGUGGCUCUUAUGAAACAACUUUAUUUCAUCCUUAAAAAAUAAGAAAAAAGGGGGGAGGGCGGUAGAUUGAUAAUUCUAAUGUUUAAAAAUCAAAAUGUGAUACGAUAAAUUGCUGAAUAUUUUAUCUACCAGUUUGUUGGCACUUUCAGCUUCAAUAAGCUGACAUCUGCCUCCAGCUUGGUUAUUCCCUAUUCCAGAUUAAUGAGUUCGAAGGGUGAGGACGAAACUGCAGUCUCUGGAUGAGAUAACCUGGCUGUUGGUAUAUUGCAUGUAGUUCUGGCCAUAGCUCUGGCUUAAGGGCCGUAACUUACUGCUUCAUUGAACCUUGUUACAAUUUCUUAUUUCAAAUUUUCUCCUGCAUACAUUUCAAUCCUGUUUGUGACUUCAAUCAUCUUUAAAAUAUUUAGAAUUUGGAGGCUUGCUUUUAGAUUGCAAAUAUUUUUUAUGGUAACAUUUGAGGUUAAAGUCAAAAUAGAUGAAAACUUAUUCUUAAAAAUAUUGUCUUUAAAAUUCAUAUCUGGCUAGUGCUUAAAUCGAGGGCUAGACGAUUAGAAACUCAGUCAAAUGUAUUGGGUACCCUCCUUGAAAGGGAUCCAGAUUGAAAACUAUUAAUUUUCACAUGGAGUUUGAAGAAACAAAUGUGAAAUUCUUGAGCUGUGUAAUUCAAACUAUACAAUUGCUUCAUUUUAAUUUUUCACAUUGAUACAAUCAUUUUGUGAGUUCUUUUGAACAUAGUAUAUGAUAUCUAGACUAGACCAAAUAUUAGGCUAAGAGUGUAUGUAAAGAUUUAUUUUGGGAGAGAUCCAAUCCAAAUAUUAAGAAACUAUUUCUUUGAAAAUAUUAUGGUUUUUUAUUCAAAAUAAAUAGUUCAAAAUUUAUUUCGGGAGGAGCCCGUGCCCCUUCUGCUCUCCCUCUUAAAUAAACUUGUGCUAAGUAGGAGUCAUCUCUACUUGAUGCAAUAAACUAACACCCAUCUCUAACUUUAAAUCUUUAGUACAUCAGACUAGAUUAUUUGAAAUUUCAGAUACUCAACCCACUACAAACAAACUCACUGCUCCAAAAAGUGUAGCAGUGAAUGAAUAAUCCUUUAAUAUGAUUUUAAUGAAGAUUUUCUAUGAAAUGCAGAUAACAAAGUAUUUUUUAUAUCUUACUCAUGCGAAGGAUUUCAGUGAAUAAUUUCACCUCUCUCUAAUAUUCUUAAUCAUACCCAUUAUGUAAAAUAAGAAAAUUGGUAGUUAUGAUAGAUAUCUUGAAAUUUCUAUUUUUUAUUGAGACUUGAAAUAUUUUAUGCUUCACUUUUCAUAGUGUUAGAAAUGUUUUAAACAUUGUUUGUUAAGCAAUUAUAACUUUCAUGUUGAUUUGAAAAUUUUAUUGCAUUGAAUGUUAUAGAUACUAAAUAGAAGUUUUAAAAAUAUUUUUAAAAUAUAAGUCCAUUGGGAUAUAUUUCAGUAUAAUAUCCAAUUUAUCAAAGCUUUCAUUUUGUAAUGUGCAUAUCAUGACUUAUUAUUCCUUCCAUGCCACAAAGUAACUUGCUGUUUUCUUUUGUAUUAGUUGUAAUUGUAAACUAUACCUUCAGGAAAGGAAAAAAAAAAAAAUUAUACCAUUUAUGCAAUAAUUUAAUUGCACCAAAAGGAAGCGACUAUAACUUAUUUCAAAUUAAUUUUUACAGUAUUUUGUUUCUUGUUUAUAAGUUAUUUCAAUUCAUAGCAAAUAUUCUUUCAUAUACUGUUGUCUGGGUUUGUUGCUAGGUGUAUAACAUAAUAUUAAUGGACCCUAAAACAUGCUUUUAGAUUUUUUUUAAUUGGAAAAGGGGAGGAGGGAGGGGAGUAGGUUCUCAAAAGAGAGUUUUAUAACAUUUCAUUCACAAUUCUUUACCUUACAUCUUUCUUUUUAUUAAUUCAAUCAUCAUGAAAAUGUUAAUAUAUCAUCUUAAAUAUUGCAAAUGUAUAUUUACUUUAUAUUAACUUUUACGUUAUAUUAACUUUUGUAACUUCUGGUGAAAAACUGCAUUUGAAUUAAUCACUUGCUGCAAAAAACUUGCAACUUAGAUUACUGACAUUAAACCUGUCUUAAUAAUUUGUCUUCAGUGUAGCCAAAAAUUAUUGCAAAAUAUUUAUUUUUAGCUUUAUAUUUCUUUUAUUGUGUUAUUGUUUUAAUUCGUUCAUUAACUUGAGACAUAUUAGAUGCUGAUGAAAAUUCUGUUGACCUUUUUCAUUUGUACUAGAAAUAUUCACUGCAAAUGACCAUUUAUGAACAUAUGACUUGUUUUGGUUGAAAAAAGUAGCUCUGCUACACAAAAAAUCUGUGAUUUUCUACCUUUUAUUCCUUUAUUUUAUAGAAUAAUAGUUCUUAAGUUCGUAGCUAUUAAAGUGACUGUAGAUAUUAAUGUGCAAUCCUAGAAUUCUGCAGUUGUUAAAAAGUUGAAAAUUUUUAAUCACUGCCUACUAAAUCUUAUCCAUUAAUUUAGCAGAUCUGUGAAUUUUCUGUCAAAUUUUCGAAAUUUUUAGCCCAACUGUGGAUGGCAACAAAAGAUAUCAAUAUUGAGUUAUAAGAUUCUGCAUCCUUCAUAAGAAUAGGAGUUUACAACUCUUCUGCACUCAAAAUUUGCAAAAUCCAAAAAAAAAAAAAAAAAAACCCAUGGUUUACCCAUUGAAUAUCAAACAUAUUUUCUUAAGUCUUGCUUGGUAGUUUUCUUAUAUGAAGAAUUAUCCAGAGUUGGGUUUUUGUUAAAAACAUAGGAACAUAGGCAUCUGUGCACUCUGCAAUGACCAUAGUAUUAUGAUGUAUAUUUUGGUGAAUUCUUGUAUGAAAAGAAAAGUUCUGAGCUUAGUACAAAAUGAGUUUAUGUUUUAAUCCUGUUUAAAUUUUAUGAAGAAUGUUUCAUUGCCAUUUUCAAAUGUUUAAUUUGCACUUGUUUAAACAUCAAGCGCGGAAAAAAAAGUUUAAGCAUUACUCUUUAAAUAUUGUCUCUAUUAUUCAAUUUUACAUUGUUGCAUACUUGUUAAGCUCGUUUUAAAAGUGCAGUAGUGUUCAAUGUGUUAUGUAGUAAUGUGCUUUUAUUUGAUCUGAAAGUAGUCUUUUUUUUUAAGCCUAUCAAAUAUUUUCAUGUUACUUCAAAACUGAGCAAAUCAUAGUUAAACUUAUUUUUAAGGCAUUCAUGCCUCCCUUGCAAUUUUUCUAUAACCCCCCAGGUUGAGAACCUCUGUAAAUAAUAUUUACAGAAGAAAGACGUGUAAUCUCUAUUGUAUAAAAAUUUACAAAGUAGAUAUGAGCUAUUGAGAGUGUCUUAAGAACAAGAAGUAAACACAAAUUUAAUCACAAUAUCUAAAUCUCUUUAAUCAUAAAAAAAAUACAAACUUUUAUUUAAAAAACUUGAAAUGCUUUUGUCAGUGUACACCAACUUUUAAUAUUACCUUAUUGAAACGGUCUACUGAAUUUUUUAAAAUUAAAUGUUCUUGUUGGUCUUUGUUUUUUUUUUUGCAUUUAAUGUUUUUUUAAACAAAAAAAAAAGUUUUUACAAAUUUUGAAUUUAAUUAAAUAUUUUCAGCAGUCAUUUUUAUGCUCAUGGGAAAAGUAGAUACCAAUAUAUAAGCAAAUUUGUAUGCAUAAACAAAUUUAUUGAUGAUAAAGAAAACUAAUUGUUUUCUGUGACAACAAUGCAGUUUUUUAAAAAUUGACUAAAAAUAGCAAGGAUUAUCUAAAUUGGUUAUAGAAAUCAAAGUAAUAACUUAAAAAAAUAAGUUUUAAUGAAAGAAUGGUUUUUACAGUAACAUAGUUGAGCUUAAAUUAAAAGUUUUAUUCAAUGUGCCAAACAAAUGCAAAUAAGAAGAAAGUCCACAUUUGAAAUCAGAAAUUAAGAUAGUUUGAUAUGCAUAAUUUAACAGGUAUUAUUUGUCUUAAUAAAUUUUUUGUGAAGCUUAAAAAGGAAAUCUUUGCUUCAAGGUGUUUAAGCAUUUUCAAAUUUCUUGUUGCUGGUAGAAUUUUGAAACAUCUUGUAUCUCAAGGUAGUUUUUCAGUAAAAUUUGUAACAAUAGCUUAUAAAGUGUAGCAUAUCCGCAACUUAUUUACACCAUAAUUCAUUGUAAACAUAGCAAAUAAAGUAUUACUAUA